UCAGGACAUCCCUCUUCAGCUCAGUGGCUCUUAAGCAGGCUUCUCACCCGCAUAGUCAGAUCGCAGCCACAGCAGCGCUGCUCACUCGAGUGAAAGGAUGAAGGUCUCUGCUCGGCUUCUGUCAAGUGUUUUCGCGUUGCAUUUCAUUUGCAUUCAUUCCGUGCCAAUCCCAGAGUGGAAGAACAGCAGGCAGAAAGCACUGCCGGGAUGGCUGCAGAAGUUUGAUUUCUACAAUGUGAAGAAAGGAAGCAGGCAGUUCCACACUCAGGACACUGUGAAGGAGGUGUUGACGGGGAACAGCAGCCUUGCUGGUCUACUCCAGCAUGGGAACGCCUCUGACUUGUGGAAGCGGCCGCGCUGUGGCGUUCCUGACUACCCCCAACAGAAGGGCAUGCAUGGCAAGCUGCACCGGCAGAAGAGAUUCGUGCUGUUCGGAGGACGCUGGGAGAAGACUGACCUGACUUACAAGAUCAUGCGUUUUCCAUGGCAGAUGAGCAAAGCGAAGGUGCAGCAGAUUCUCACGGAGGCCCUGAAGGUUUGGAGUGAUGUCACGCCUCUGACUUUCACAGAAAUUAGCGAAGGAAGGGCGGACAUUAUCAUCGAUUUCACAAGGUACUGGCAUGGAGACAACCUCCCCUUUGAUGGCCCUGGUGGGAUUCUGGCCCACGCCUUCUUCCCCAGGACGCAUAGGGAAGGAGACGUCCACUUCGACUAUGACGAGACCUGGACAGUUGGGAACAACAUGGGUACAGACCUCCUUCAGGUGGCGGCUCACGAGUUUGGCCACGUUCUGGGGCUGCAGCAUUCCCUGGAGCCGGGCGCAGUGAUGUCACCCUUCUACAGCUUCUCAUACCCGCUGAUGCUGAGCGAGGACGACAAGCGUGGGAUCCAAUACCUAUACGGCCUGCCUCCCCACCCGGCCCCGCCCCAAACCACCACUGAGACCAAUGAGAUAAUCCUAGCACCGGACGCCUGUGAGACUAACUUUGACGCAGUGUCGAUGAUCCGGGGCGAGCUCUUCUUCUUCAGGUCGCGCUACGUGUGGCGCAUCAGGAACGGGCGGCUGCAGGAGGGCUACCCUGCGCUGGCAUCGCGUCACUGGAGGGGCAUUCCAGAGCACAUCGACGCUGCCUUUGAAGACGGGUCUGGGAAUAUCUGGUUCUUUCAAGGUCAUAGCUACUGGAUCUACGAUGGGGAAAGGCAGGUUUCAGGGCCUAACUCGUUGCAAAGCCUGGGGCUGCCGGUCUCCGAUAUCCAGGCAGCUCUGAUGUGGGGCCCCGAGAAGAACAAGAAGAUUUACUUAUUCAAGAGCGGCAGCUACUGGCGCUUCAAUCCUGCCGUAGAGCGUGUGGACGAGGUGUACCCACGCAGCAUCCUGGACUGGAGGGGAAUCCCCAUGGAUAUCGACGCAGCCUUCCAGGACAGCUAUGGGUAUGCCCACUUUCUUCAGGGCAGCCAGUACUGGAAGUUUGACCCAGUGGCUGUGAAGGCACUAGAGGGAUACCCUCGCCUGAUUGGACAGGAUUUCUUCAGUUGCCGUGGCUCACCUAACAACUACUAUUAUCAAGAAAACACCAUGGCCCAGAGCUUCACCCAGGAAUACCUUCAAAUCCCCGCGGUCACCAGGGCGUACACAACGGCCUGCGUGCUGACCACAGCCGCCGUGCAACUAGAAUUCAUCACUCCAUUUCAGCUGUACUUCAACCCUGAUCUGAUUUUUAAAAGAUACCAGCUAUGGCGGCUGAUCACCAACUUUCUUUUUUUUGGUCCCCUGGGAUUCAGCUUCCUGUUCAACAUGAUAUUUCUAUACCGAUAUUGCCGAAUGCUGGAGGAAGGCUCGUUCAGGGGCAGAACAGCAGACUUCGUCUUCAUGUUCCUGUUUGGUGGAGUCCUCAUGACACUGUUCGGCCUCUUUGCAAGCCUGUUCUUCCUGGGCCAGGCCUUCACCAUCAUGCUGGUGUACGUGUGGAGCCGCAGGAACCCCUACGUGCGCAUGAACUUCUUUGGGCUGCUCAACUUCCAGGCCCCCUUCCUGCCCUGGGUGCUCAUGGGCUUCUCCCUGCUGCUGGGUAACUCCAUCGUCAUUGACCUCCUGGGAAUUGGAGUUGGCCACAUUUACUUCUUUUUAGAAGAUGUGUUCCCAAACCAGCCUGGAGGGAAGAAACUGCUGGUCACCCCAGGCAUCCUGAAAGCUAUUUUUGAUGCCCCGGAGGAGGAUCCCAACUACAACCCUCUCCCAGAAGAGCAGCUCGGAGGCCCCACAGAGGGUGCAGGGGAAGAGGGGGAGCAGAGGGCAGACAAUGCUGGGGGGCAGGAGCGCCCUCAAGACCAACCGCACCAAAACGAACAGGAGCAGCGAUAGGAGGGCCAGCCUCCUAGACUGACCUGCACACUGACAGCAUACUGAGCAAGGGGACAUUGACAAACUGCUUGGAGACAAAUGCUCAAAUAGCCUACUGCACAGCUAAGUAGAAGACUGUAAGCAGGGGGUGAUAGUCCCUGUGCUGUAAUGUACCUCUCCUGGUAUCACUAGGGGCGACUGCAGAGAGGCAAUAGGGCUUCUUACUGGAAGUGCCAAGCUUUGGGUCGACACGCAUUUGAGAAUGGGAGGCCAAUAUAGAGCACUGUGAUUGACUCUGUACUCCAUUUACGUGGAACCGCAGACCUAUUUCUUUAAUUUUUUUGUUUAAGUGCUAGUUUACCGGUGCCAAUUGUGUGAGGUUUUAGUUGUUUUCUUGUUUCAGUCUGAGAAACUGUUUCUACCAUUAAACUGUGUUCCUCUGUUUUAAACCACAGUUGUAUGGGACACUUGUGGAAAAAGUAUGGGCUUAAAUGUCCUACAUUUUUUCUUUUUCAUGGAAUGGAUACCAGUGCACUUACAGCUACAGCUAACCAAGGCCAGACAUUGGCAGGCUUGAGAAAGCCAGUGGCAGUGCCAACUUUGCCAUCUAUGAGAGGUUUCUGCAAAUUGACGUGAGGAGAAGUGUUGUAAGUUUUAGGUAUUUAAAAUAAAUACAUUAAAAAUAAUAAUGAAAAUUACGGAAGAGAAUGUGCCCCCACAGAAAUAUGUCUUUCUGUUUGGUUAGGCUACCACCGUUACAUUUAAUCCUAAGCAUGCAAGACACAUUAAAUGCAAAUGACCUGUAUACAGUAUUGAUCAAAGCUGCAUUGUGGUACAGCACCUUCCCCAAUGGGCCAAUCCUCUACUUAAUUAAGCCAACCCACUGAAGGGGGGGGGGGGGUAAAAUAAUCUGCAAGAGUUACUAACUACCUUUUACAGAAUCCCCUUUGGCUAACACAAGUUUUAAACUAUUUAUAGUUUGUUUAAAUUUUCAUAAUAUUUUUUUAAAUGUCAAAAUUAUUGUUGACACCUUCUGUAAUGUACAGUUUUUCAGCCAAAUGAGAAUAUUAACAUUUAUAAACUAUACCUACAGUAGUAUGAAUGACAUUUUUGAAUGAUUGCCAUUUGGUUUAACACAGAGGGUUUGAAUAGGUGCAACUGCUUUGUGUGUAACUACUAUAACUAAAACGUUUAGACAGAAUUUACAGAAUAUGACAUAUUCCUUUUCAAUACAUCGGUUACAUUUCUACUUUCAUAGCUCAUCCUUUGCAUUUAUGUAUUUAUUAAACUGUGUGUUACUUGUUGAUCCAGCACCCUGCCUCACGGUACUUUGAUCAGUAUUUCAAUAAACCCGGAAAAAUUGUUUUCACUUCCCAUAAUUUAAUUAUUUUGCUUGGUCACAACAGAGGUUCUCAAAGCUCUAAUCACUGCUUUGCCUGGACUGUGGAUUUACUCACAAAUGUACCGACUGCCUGAAAUUCACCCUUAGCAGACUAGUUAUGUCAGCAGCUUUAACACACUGCCGGUGUCCAAAAAAUAAAUAAAUAAAUAAACAAAAAACUGAAUGCCAAAUAGAAACAGCUUACAGCAAAUAGUUUGGGAAAACAUUACAAUACACCAGUGGUACUCAACUCUGGCCCUCGAAAUUGAUUCCAGUCCUGGUCUUUAUUCCAAGCAGGUCCUACGUUAGUUAAUGACCUCUUAACAGUUUCAGUUAACUACAUUAGAAACUGCUUGGAGUAAAAAAAACCUGGACUGGAUUAGAUCGAGAGGGGCAGAGUUGAGUACCGGUGCAAUACUGUACUGAAAAAGUAACAUCAGCCACAUUAGACAGAGAUGUCCGUACACAUGUUUAGCGUUAAUGUUUACACUAACUGUAUUAAGCUGUUCAAUUAUCUCAUAUAAUCUUUUUUGUGCCUAGACGUAGAUCCUGCAAGAAGGACCACUGGUUGUUUUUUUUGUUUUGUUAAACAGAGCCGCCUAAAACAAUGCAAGAAGCCGGUGUGACCAGGGGUCUGUUUCCCAAUAACACAGUAGAUUAUUCUUUCCAGUGAGGUGCAGUUGCUUCUGGUUUAUCAUGUGUGAUUCCCCAAACCCCUCGAUAUUCUGAAGAUCACAGUUUGGUUUUUAGGCAUCACUUAAUGGUCUCCACUAUAUUAAAGUGCAGAAUAUUUCAUGGUAACCCCCCACAAAUCCAAUCAUCCCAGACCACUCUUGGACUUAAGUAGAAGUUCAAGAAUGUUUUUGGGUAGGUAGAGGUUUCGGGAAACAGUGUGGUUUGCAAAAGUUGUUGCAACAGGGCUCCUGUGAUGUUGAUAAAGGUGAAGUAGCUGCUGGGAAACAGCCCCUUGGUGUUUAAAGAUGACCAGCUAGCCUUUGGUCUUAACUGUCUAUUGAAUUCAUCUGUAAUUCCUCAGUAUCAGCAUGUGACAAGACUGGGCCCAAUCAGGACAACAGCAGUGAUUAUGAACAUGACCUAAAAGCAGGUCUUAAUGUGUUUUUUUUUGUUUGUUUUUUUGUUCUAAAUCUGCAAGCCUUUAAAAUAAAAUCUUUUAAAAAACUGUA
Molecule: messenger RNA, 4906 nt
Organism: Acipenser ruthenus (sterlet)
Lineage: Eukaryota; Metazoa; Chordata; Actinopteri; Acipenseriformes; Acipenseridae
Product: stromelysin-3-like
Exons: 15
Coding region: 98-2362 (754 amino acids)
Biological process (GO): endoplasmic reticulum unfolded protein response
Cellular component (GO): extracellular matrix; Hrd1p ubiquitin ligase ERAD-L complex; endoplasmic reticulum membrane
Molecular function (GO): metalloendopeptidase activity; ubiquitin-specific protease binding; misfolded protein binding
Source: RefSeq, a predicted model, not a curated record